AUGAAGAAAAAGUUUGAAGGAAAUGCAAGGGUCAAAAGGUCUCAUCUUCAAGCUCUCUGCAGAGAAUUUGAAACUCUUGAGAUGAGAUCUAGUGAAGGUGUAAUAGAAUACUUCUCUAGGGUCAUGACAGUGGCCAAUAAAAUGCGAAUAUACAAGGAGGAUAUGUCAGACGUUAAAGUGGUUGAAAAGAUUUUACGCUCUUUAAUUGAGAAGUUUAACUAUAUUGUUUGUUAUAUUGAAGAGUCAAAGGACAUCGAUGAUCUUUCUAUCGAUGAGUUACAAAGCUCAUUAAUAGUGCAUGAGCAGAAGUUCCAAAGACACAUUGGCAAAGAACAAGCCUUGAAAGUUACAUAUGAAGCAGGAAGAGGUCGUGGUCAAGUUGGUUAG
Molecule: messenger RNA, 387 nt
Organism: Lathyrus oleraceus (garden pea)
Lineage: Eukaryota; Viridiplantae; Streptophyta; Magnoliopsida; Fabales; Fabaceae
Exons: 1
Coding region: 1-387 (128 amino acids)
Source: RefSeq, a predicted model, not a curated record